GCGCGGCCGCACCCCCCGGCCGCCCGCUCGGUAUUAUGAUUAGCCCUGGGUGCGGGGUUCCGGCGGCCGGGAGGGAGUUGUCGACGCCGCGGCCGCUGCGGACGGAUGCCCGCCUGCCGGCUGAGGAGAAACAACAAAUAUUGGUAACAGUGAUUUGGCAUGCAAUUUGCAAGAAUGCAUCUAAACAAAUACAGAGGAAAAGAAUAAAGAUGAGAAAAUGGCAUAGGCAGUCCCAAGAAAUCUGGUUUGAAGGUGAAAGUUGAAUUUGCAGAAAUAUGCAGCAUACACUUAGACAGGUAUCCAUUAUGAUGUUGACAAUGAAGGCCUCAUUUACAGCAGAUAUGCUCAUAUGAGAAGACCCACUUCAAGCACUUUAAGUAUAUUUCCCUUCAUUGAACCAGCAUGGCAGGGUUCAAGCGAGGAUAUGAUGGAAAAAUUGCUGGAUUAUAUGAUCUGGAUAAAACCUUGGGUCGAGGUCAUUUUGCAGUGGUCAAACUUGCCAGGCAUGUCUUUACAGGUGAGAAGGUGGCAGUGAAAGUCAUUGACAAGACAAAGCUGGACACGCUAGCCACUGGUCAUCUCUUCCAGGAAGUGAGGUGCAUGAAACUAGUGCAGCACCCCAACAUUGUGCGUCUCUAUGAAGUCAUAGACACCCAGACCAAACUCUAUCUCAUUCUAGAACUUGGAGAUGGAGGAGACAUGUUCGAUUACAUAAUGAAGCACGAGGAGGGCCUCAAUGAAGACCUGGCCAAGAAGUACUUUGCUCAGCUGGUGCACGCCAUCUCUUACUGCCACAAGCUGCACGUGGUCCACAGGGACUUGAAACCAGAGAAUGUUGUCUUUUUUGAAAAACAAGGUCUUGUGAAGUUGACAGACUUUGGCUUCAGCAACAAAUUUCAGCCUGGAAAGAAGCUCACUACCAGCUGUGGCUCUCUUGCAUACUCUGCCCCAGAGAUCCUGCUUGGUGAUGAGUACGAUGCCCCUGCAGUAGACAUAUGGAGCCUGGGUGUGAUCCUUUUCAUGCUGGUGUGUGGGCAGCCGCCCUUCCAAGAAGCCAACGACAGCGAGACCCUGACCAUGAUCAUGGACUGCAAGUACACUGUGCCGCCCCGAGUGUCUGCAGGGUGCAGGGACCUGAUCACACGGAUGCUGCAGAGAGACCCCAAAAGGAGAGCCUCUUUGGAAGAGAUUGAAAGCCACCCUUGGCUCCAGGGAGUGGACCCCUCACCAGCCACAAAGUAUAACAUUCCUCUGGUGUCCUACAAGAACCUCUCUGAAGAAGAACACAACAGCAUCAUCCAGCGCAUGGUGCUUGGGGACAUCGCGGACCGAGAUGCCAUCGUAGAAGCCCUGGAGACCAACAGGUACAACCACAUCACCGCCACUUACUUCUUGCUUGCUGAAAGGAUCCUGAGAGAAAAACAAGAGAAGGAGAUACAGACCAGGUCUGCGAGCCCCAGCAACAUCAAGGCCCAGUUUAGGCAGUCAUGGCCAACCAAAAUUGAUGUGCCCCAAGACCUUGAAGAUGAUCUCACUGCCACCCCUCUGUCACACGCCACAGUCCCUCAGUCUCCUGCUCGUGCUGGUGACAGUGUCCUCAAUGGCCACAGAAGCAAAGGCCUGUGUGACACAGCCAAGAAAGAUGAGCUUCCGGAGCUGGCUGGGCCGGCACUGUCCACUGUUCCACCUGCAAGCCUGAAGCCCGCAGCCAGUGGGCGCAAGUGUCUCUUCAGGGUGGAAGAAGAUGAGGAGGAGGAGGAGGAGGACAAGAAGCCUGUGUCCCUGUCCACGCAGGUGGUGCUGCGCCGGAAGCCAUCAGUCACCAAUCGCCUGACAUCUCGAAAGAGUGCCCCGGUGCUCAACCAGAUCUUUGAGGAGGGCGAGUCUGACGAUGAAUUUGACAUGGACGAGAACCUGCCACCCAAGCUGAGCCGGCUGAAGAUGAACAUUGCUUCACCAGGCACAGUGCACAAGCGCUACCACCGCAGGAAAAGCCAGGGCCGUGGCUCAAGUUGCAGCAGCUCUGAGACCAGUGAUGAUGACUCCGAGAGCCGCCGGCGGCUGGACAAGGACAGUGGCUUUGCUUACUCGUGGCACCGGCGUGACAGCAGUGAGGGGCCACCAGGCAGUGAGGGUGAUGGCAGUGGCCAGAGCAAACCUAGCGGCGGUGGUGGUGUGGACAAGGCCAGCCCAGGCGAGCAGGGGACGGGUGGUGGUGGCCAGGGAGGCUCAGGUGGGACCCCUUCAGGUUCAGCAGGCUCCUCACGACGCUGUGCAGGCCCUGACUCCUCCUCAUCCUCCCCCGCCUCAGCCUCUGCUGCUCCUCGUGGUGCAGAGCUGGUGCAGAGCCUCAAACUUGUGAGCCUGUGCCUUGGCUCGCAGCUGCAUGGCGCCAAGUACAUUCUGGACCCGCAGAAGGCCUUGUUCCCCAGCGUGAAAGUGCAGGAGAAGUCCACGUGGAAGAUGUGCAUCAGCACCCCCGGCCCCAGCCCCUCCGCUGACCUUGACCCGGUGAGGACCAAGAAGCUGAGGAACAACGUGCUCCAGCUACCUCUGUGCGAAAAGACCAUCUCCGUGAACAUCCAGCGCAGCCGCAAGGACGGGCUGCUCUGCGCCGCCAGCCCCGCCAGCUGCUGCCACGUCAUCUGACCUGUAGAGCGCUCACUUCAUCUGUUCUGACGUGACAAUGCAUGUUCUUUGUGCAUGCUGCUACACGCUACUUUUCUUUUCCAGCCGAAAAGUCUACUGUGUGAUUUUACAUUCAUGAUUUUCAGUGUGGAUGACCAGGAUGAAAUGUGUAUCUGGAACAAACGUAAAUGGAGCGCUUAGAAAUUCAUGUUCUGCACUUAACCUGGAGGGAAAAUGCUUUCAUUUCCUUGUGAAAAGCCCAAAUUCCUGUCCUGACCUCCGGUGAUAGGGAAACUCCAUGCUCUGAGGCACACUGGUGCCCGAGACAGAACCAAAGCAAUAACGUGGUGAUGCCCACAGGCCUGGGAGGAGCGACCCCGCUGCCAGCCCCCCAGGGCCUGUGCACCAAGAACCUUAGAGCCACGGUUUGAGCACCCACACCUGUUUGUCUUAAACAAUAGUGCAAAAGCAGUUGGGGCUCUUACAUUUUCAUCGACAGGUUUUGUUUGUAGUAGGUGAGAUCAGCUACUUAGCUUUGUGAGGCAGCUUACCCCGUAGAAUUACAAGGAGACAAUCUUUUGUGAGGCGAUGAGAUGAACUCAAGUCUUAAUUCUAUUUAGAGUGUGUAUGUCUAUCUGACAGAAAAAACAAAAGAGGCUCUGUGUAAGUUUCCCCUGCAGGACACAAGGCAGGGUUUCCUUCAACCUGUGUGGAGAGGAGAAGCGGAGGGCCUGCUGGCCUGCUGGGCUGCUGCAGCAGCCACUGCGCACAGGUGGCAGCCAAGUCAGAACUCUGAUGAGGAAGCAGAACUUCCUGAGGUGGUUUUUCAGGAGCUUGGUGGUGAGGUGGCUCAGGUUUCUUCCAUUCCGUGGCUCAGCUGUGAAGAGCGGCUGAUAAGAACCUCCUCAGGGAAGGGUAGUGCUCCUUGGGAGCCCUCAGAGGCACUCGCUGCCUUCCUGCCUUCCUGCUCUCGCGCGUGCUCCAGUCCUCCCCGCCCCGCGCCGACCACUUGGACUGACAGCUUCCCCAGGCGCCCCCUAUGCCUGUCCUCCCUGAUCCUGGGACGCCCAGAUGCUGGGUUUUCACACGGUGCCCAAGGGGGGUGAAAGCAGUGUUUAAGCGGCCUAUGGGGCAGGUGUGGCCGGCCCAGGGUCCUUUCCUCACUCUUCAGCUGCUGCCCUGUUCCCAGGUGACAGGAGCAGCUGAGCAUGUGAUUCGGAGCAGGCAGGACAGGCCACCACUUUGCUCAGUGCUUGCUCGGUGACUGCUACUUUAGGGUUAGUGUAUAUUACUCAGAACUUCACAGUGUAACCUGAUUAAGUAAAGUGAUACUUAAGAUACUUCCUAGAGCUAGCUAACUGCUUGUGCUGUAAGCUGCAGUCCCGUUCAGUGUGACAUUCACAGAGUUGAGAGCUGUGAGGGUAGACGUGGGUGAAGCCAUAGAGCACAUUUGCUUGAAAUUCUUAAGCAGGGAUCUUCCAAGGGCCAGAGACCAGUGUGGCUCUCCGAGACAGAGCCACAUCUGUGUGAGCCAGGAGGGAUGUCUAUAAGGGGCAUUGCAAUAAACUGUCACAGCUGUUUUCCAAGUAAUGUACAUAACUCCUCUGUAGUCACGUCCAGCCUCUGAGUGGCGCCUCUGAACUCAACCGUAUGCGUUUGGUCUCCAGUGGUUUUUCUAUUCAGGUGUAUAUACGGUGCUCACUUUAGAUCAGCAGUGUUGGCCAUUUAUGCUGCAGAGCUGUGUCAUAGCCUUAUUAGUUGUGUGUGGUUGGUGACCCUCUGGGUACACAAAUGUCUGUUGAGUGCUGUCUUACCCAUUUGUUGACAAGUGGAUGUCUGUGCAUGUGUUGUGUGUCAUGGGGUGUCGUCACAGAGGGAGGGAGCAGAACCAUCACCCCGAUAGUGGACCAAACUACUUCCUUGCUCUAGCCAGUGACUUGUCCCCUAACUUGUCUUCAGAAGUCACAUAGAGUUACAGUAGUGUAUAAAUUAAAUAUUGUGGGAAAAGUUAGUCUUGUAUUUUUCUGUGUAUAUAUAUAUAUAUACAUAUAUAUAUAUAAAUAAAUAAAAUUAUGUACUUCUGGAAUUCUAUCUGUAUUUAAAGAUGUGACAAUCUUGACACCGAUUUUAAUAGUCAUGAGCCCGAACAAAGAUGUCCUAGGAGCCAGAGUUGGUAUGUGCUGAGAACACAAACUUGUCAGCUAAUUGGUCAGUUGCCUCUAGUUUUGGCCAAUUCAUUUUCCUUGUGUGAACAUUGACAGGUAUGUGACAGAUGGGAAAUAAUCCAAUAAUAAAGUGACAUACUGAUGUUCA
Apodemus sylvaticus (European woodmouse) is the source of this 4941-nucleotide messenger RNA. It is a transcript of the gene Snrk, whose product is annotated as SNF related kinase. The coding region runs from base 403 to 2649 and encodes 748 amino acids. NCBI's taxonomy places the organism in Eukaryota, Metazoa, Chordata, Mammalia, Rodentia, Muridae. Gene Ontology annotation, molecular function: ATP binding; tau-protein kinase activity; protein serine/threonine kinase activity. Gene Ontology annotation, cellular component: cytoplasm. The transcript is spliced from 8 exons. The record is from RefSeq and is a predicted model, not a curated record. Gene Ontology annotation, biological process: protein phosphorylation; intracellular signal transduction; microtubule cytoskeleton organization.